Messenger RNA from Oreochromis niloticus (Nile tilapia), 2674 nucleotides. Its product is annotated as hepatocyte cell adhesion molecule. Bases 1268 to 2161 code for a protein of 297 amino acids. The transcript has 8 exons. Lineage: Eukaryota; Metazoa; Chordata; Actinopteri; Cichliformes; Cichlidae. The record is from RefSeq and is a predicted model, not a curated record.
GGUUCAUUUUAUUUUAUGGCCACUGAUAGAAAGCAAUUUGAGUGUCUUUAGAAGCAAAAAGAAAACAAAAAGAACGUCUGCCUUGCCUCUUUAUUUAGUAAAUGUGAGAUGGCAUGCUACUUUUUUGUCAGCGUGUCAAGAUUAUUAUACUGAGACUUUAAAAAAUAGAUUCAGAAAUAUACAUGUCUAUCUUAAAGUAACAGUCAGAUGGCAGUAUGAGAAAAAAAAGUUUGUUUGUUUAAAAAUUCCCCUGCAAUUAGGAGACCAGUGAUUUCCCUUUAACAUCACAUGGGACUUAAACUUGGAGCUUCGCUUGUGUUCACUAUCACUUAUAACUGACAGUUUUAUGAAAUUGGGGGUUAAUGGAAAGUAUAUUGUAUAGAUAAGAAUGAGGAGUAAUUACAACAAGCAAACUGUUUUAGUAUAGGUUUGAACACUGGGCUAUUGCUUUAAACCAGAUUUGAAUCCUGUCUCUCUCCCUAUGAGAACUGUUUAUAAUUAAAAUAUUUACAGUUAUGAUCAAACAUUAACAUUUUAAUGAGUAACCAGUACCAGUAAAACAGAUAGCAGUUGGCAGGAGGUAAUAGAAGAGCUGUAAAAGAAAAAAGAGAAGGCUUUGUCUGAUUUUUUAAAAAGUCAUGUGUCCACUUAAACUUGGAAUUUUUGUUUUAUCUGAGCCACUGGUGAUGCUGGAGCUCAUAAGCUGGAACACCACUCUGGGACUUUGUUAAUGGUUCAAACAUAUGUGCAAGGGUUCUCUAGAGGAGAAAAAGAGAGAUGAAAAAGACAGUUCUAAUUAAUUUAAAAAGUAACAGAUCCCAAAGGACACUUUUGUUUGUUUUUCUUACACUGAGAAAGCCACUUGGUAAUGCCAGGUAACUCAGUAUUACCUGACAUCCCUGGUGUUCCUACAUCUCCUCAUCCUCUUGAUAAUAUAGCCAGUAAAAAUUAAUUUAUUCUUUUAUGUAGAUUCCAAAUAUGGGAUGACUGAUUGCACCUGAGUUCAUCACGGUAAGUGACUGCACCUGUGGGAGGGAGAGCCCGAGAAUAUUUAAAGGAGCUCAGUGAACAGGCAUGUAUUGUUCUGGAGUGAGGAAGCUGGUGAGUGUAGCUUGUGACUCAGCCAAGCAAGCUGCAGCCUGUUUUGCUUUUAAUUUUGGGAGAAGUGUUCUAGUUGCAUCCUGAUUCCACUGUUUUGGGACUCCAAUGAAGCUCAGACCCUUGGGGGAAUAUUGAACCCAGGAAGAGUGGAGUGUUGGCAGUGAAUAUGACUAUCCCAAAUACUCUCAUUAGAGUUGUCCAGUCGAUUGGAACGGACAUCAUUGGGACGCUGAGGCCCGAGUACCGGGAUCGUAUCCUGGUAUUUGAGAAUGGGACUCUGCUUCUCCACAACCUCAGGUUUGCUGAUGAUGGAACAUAUGACGUAGAGAUCUCCAUCACAGAUGAUACCUUUCCAGGAGAGGGCAGCAUCACACUCACUGUGGAUGAACCUAUUUCCAGGCCUUAUAUCCACAUGGAGUCUUCAUCAUUACUGGAGCUUAGCGAAAAUGUUGUCCUCAACUGCUCUCACGACAAUGGAACCAGGACUACAUACAGGUGGUUCAAAGGCGGAAAACUCCUGACCAAUGAGACAAGGUUCGUGUUUUCUCCUGAUCAGAAGCUUUUGACCAUCAAGCGGGUGUUGAUGGCAGAUGAUGAUGUCUACAGCUGCACAGUGGAGAAUCCAGUGGGAAAUAUGACAAGUCUGCCAAUUAGACUGACUGUGUACAAAAGAAGUUCCCUUUAUAUUAUCCUUUCUACUGGAGGCAUCUUUCUUUUGAUCACCUUGGUGACUAUAUGUGCCUGCUGGACACCUUCUAAAAAACCAAGACAGCCCCCUAGAAAGCACCUCUCCAGGUUUUAUAACCGUUCUCACCAAACACCAAUCAAUCACACAGAUUGUGUGCUUCCAAAAAUACCACAGCACAAUGGGAUAAAUGCAGUAACUUCACUUUAUAUCCUCCAGCAAAAGGAUCCUUCCACAGAUGACUCCUCCAGCAACAGUAUUGGAUCUCCAUCUGAACUUGACAACCCACCAUGCUACACCACUUCCCCCACAUAUACUGGUCCUAUUACUCUUACUGCUGGCUCCCCUGCUCGCAUCUCCUGUAAGCAUACCUGAUAGCUCAUCAGUUUAAACAGUCCACAGUGCAACAAACAGAAGGUUACAUGCUCUACAGUCUACUGCUCCAAAAUGCAAAGUACUCUGGACAUCCUGGAGUUUGUCAUAAAAUGAAGAAAAUGCUGUAAAUUAAACACUGUAACUUAAAUAACAGUUGUUUUAAAGUUUAGUAGCACAGCCUGGAAUGAAAUAUGAGGACAGUUUGACAUUAGAGUCAAAAUGUUUCAGUUUUUGUAAGAUUUAAAAUUUUUAUUUGGUUUGUUACUCAACACCAUUGCAGUCUGUUACAUGUCUGGAAUGACAUGUAACUGACUUGUUACAUGUUAUCUCUCUGUUAUGUGAAAUCUUCUGUAUACAUAAAAAUACAGAUUACUUUGUGAAAUAAUGUAAAUUAGUAUUUUAGUUCUACUAGAUGGCUUAAUUUAUGUGUAUACAGCGACAAAACCAUGUUGGGGUAGGAUGGGGGCCAUGGUAUUUGAAUUUUAUACAUACUUUAAUAAAAAUGUAGAAUUA